Messenger RNA from Linum trigynum, 1924 nucleotides. NCBI's taxonomy places the organism in Eukaryota, Viridiplantae, Streptophyta, Magnoliopsida, Malpighiales, Linaceae. The record is from the annotation of a GenBank genome assembly.
CACCUCUCCUUCUCCCUUCCCUUUUCAAUUUUCUGUUGUAGCUCUAUAUUUCUAGUAGUUUUGCGAUUAACGUUAACUCGUAAGUUGAUUUAGUAUUACAUAUUUAUUUAGUAGUUUUGCGAUUAACGUUAACUCGUAAGUUGAUUUAGUAUUACAUAUUUCUUUAGUAGUUUUGCUAUUAACGUUAACUCGUAAGUUGAUUUAGUAUUACUUUUUAUUGUUAAUUUUUAUUUUUGAUUUUUAUGAUAUUAACUUAACUACGGUUUUAUCGCAGAUGGCAUUCCAAAAGUUCACGCUUGGCUUACGGUGGAAUGGUUACACGGAAGAGACCGGAAAGGGUGCCACCUACGUAGGUGGAAAUUUUCAGAAGAUAAAGGUCGCUACCAGACCGCUGCUUGAAGACCUCCAUCAAAUGUGCACUAACGUUACUUGCAUGGAUGGCACGAGAAAAGUUGAUCGUAUGGUGUACCGAUAUCCAAACAGAGAAAGUGGGUCAUUGUGGCAUGAGGAAUAUCUCAUAACCACUCAGGAUGAGGUAGACGCCAUGCUCGAAUUCAUGAGGUCCAACAAUCUUUCCAAAGCCGAGAUGUUCGUUUACACCGAGCCGGUCGUAGGCGUUGGAGGUCAUUCUGGACACGGUCAAACAUCUGGUAUCCAUGGUGGAGGUGAAUACUAUGGCGAUCAUCUCUACCAAAGUUACCAUGAUCCUAAUUCAUAUUUUCAGUACCAAGAGCAAGGUGAAGGUCAUCAUCAAUCAUAUGAAGAAGAAGUUCAACCGGACCGGCCCAACCAACCUCAGUACAACUUCCUCUCAGGCAGCGGUAGUUUUCACAACUACCAUUAUGGAGCUGAUGAAGGUGCCUUUCAUGAGCUGGAUCAGAUGGAGGAUGUCAUGGCAGCACCAGUCAGUGACCCCUCCGAUGAAGAAGGAGAGAACAACGUCAGUGCAGACAGCUCCGACCCUCUAGAAGGUGCCGAUGAUUCCGGACCAGAGUCAGACUCAGCUAAUGAUGAUGAGGGGGCUCGUGACCGUGUACCAGUCCCCUACUACAAUCACAUUCCAGACGACAAUUGGAUGGUCGACAGCGACAUGGAGCCGCCAGAGGUCCCAAUAUGGGGUCCACUCACUGGGUUUAUGAAGGGCCAACAAUUUGGCUCGAAGAAGGAUGUGCGUCACGCCAUUGAGACAGAAGCAAUGACUCGGCAUUUUGAAUGGCUCACAACUCAUUCCAACACUAAAAGGCUCUUAGUCAGAUGCCGUAAUCAUCACGAGGGGUGCAAUGUUAGGAUUCGGGCCAUCAACAGCAAGAGACACGGUUGCUUGGUCAUAUCCCGUGCGGUGAACACACACACAUGUGUGUCAUCCAUAACUUCCCAAGGCCAUCGACAGUUGAAAUCCAGGGUGGUUGCUGCGGCUAUCAAGCAUCUAAUUGAGCAAGAGCCAGACCUAAAGGUGAAAGUCAUAAUCGCUGACAUUGCAAGUCGUUAUGGUUAUAUGAUUAACUAUAAGAAGGCGUGGCAUGGAAAGCAGAAAGCUCUGGCCGCCGUCUUUGGUGAUUGGGAAGAAUCGUAUGCAUUCCUUCCCAGAUUAAUUUUGGCAUUGGAGGCGUCUAACCCUGGCACGAUUUUCUCCCCUCGAUACCAAGAUGAAGAGAUACAACCCCCAGAGCCAGGUAACAAGCGCCAUGUAUUGAUGGUUUUGGCUUCUGUGUCCCUAUCAUCCAAGUGGAUGGAACAUUCCUUACCGGCAAGUACAAGGGCACUCUCCUGAUUGCCAGUGGGGCGGAUGCAAACAAACAAGUCUUUCCUUUAGCCUUCGCCAUCGUUGAGGGAGAGAAUGCUGAUAGCUAUGGGUGGUUUUUCCGGCAAAUCCAGAUCCAUUGUACUAGGAGGACGAACCUUACAAUAAUCUCUGAUCGGCACG